AUUGAGGCCACAGCAGCAUCAACCAACUCUGGGGCACUUUCAAGCUGUGGACACGUCUGGACGCGCCUGCUCAUACUUUUGCCUACACACUUUUUUGGUCGCCUACAAACAACGGCUCUACCUCUGCAUUCCCUCACUGCCUCCCGCCAGAGCAACACCACAACGAAAAUGGCCAACGUUAUAGCGAAUUCGGGCCACGAUGACAUGAUUCAUGAUGCCGUUCUGGACUACUACGGCAGGCGGCUCGCGACAUGUUCCUCAGACAAGACCAUCAAGAUCUUCGAGGUGGAGGGUGAGAAGCACACAUUAGUCGAGACACUGAGAGGCCACGAGGGCGCCGUCUGGAGCGUAGCAUGGGCCCACCCCAAAUACGGCAACAUUCUCGCCUCGUCCUCGUAUGACGGCAAAGUCCUCAUCUGGCGCGAACAAUCCGGCAGCUGGCAAAAGAUCUACGAAGUCGCCCUCCACACCGCCUCGGUCAACCUGGUCGCAUGGGCCCCGCACGAGGCAGGCUGUCUUCUCGCGUGCGCAUCGACCGACAGCAAUGUUUCCGUACUCGAAUUCAAGGACAACAAUUGGACACACCAGAUCUUUCCCGCGCACGGCACAGGCGUGAACAGCGUGAGCUGGGCACCUGCCUUUGCGCCGGGACAGGUUAUGAGCGCGAGUGGGAACCAGGCUGGAGCUGCGAAACGACUUGUUACUGGAGGUAGCGACUGCCAGGUCAAGGUUUGGGAAUUCAGUCCUGAGAGCGGUAGCUGGAACGCAACGCUACUUGGUAUCCACGGCGACUGGGUCCGCGACGUAGCAUGGUCCCCCACCGUCCUCUCCAAAUCCUACAUCGCUUCCGCGUCUCAAGACAAAACCGUCUCCAUCUGGACUUCCUCGGACCUGCGCGAGUGGAAGCGCACGCAGAUCGAUGUCGACGCUGCGGCGUGGCGCGUGAGCUGGAGUCUCAGCGGCAAUGCGCUUGCGAUUAGCACGGGCGACAACCGGGUUAGUUUGUGGAAGGAAAGGUUGAGCGGGGGUUGGGAAUGCGUCAAGACGAUUGAAGAGUAGAACAUCCGUUGUCCUAUCACGGCGCAGGCUGGGCCCAUCAGAUGUUUUCCUGUACGGUACGGGAGAAGGCUGAGACCUCAGUGGUGGACGCAUGAUGAGUGGUUUGGCGAUAAUCAGGGCCGCGAGAUUACUGAAACGGGCACUUGUUAUCGGAAUGGGUUCGAGGGGAGGUUGUGGUAUGAUGGGAGGUGGGAUGGUCUCUGAUAGAGCGCGGUACGAGCGCACAGUUUUGAUGUGAGCGAGUAGUGUGAGACGGUAGUCUUGAAUCAAUUUCUCCAAUAGCAAUC
Messenger RNA from Alternaria alternata, 1346 nucleotides. Its product is annotated as Sec13 protein-like protein. Gene Ontology annotation, molecular function: structural molecule activity; protein binding. The coding region runs from base 169 to 1059 and encodes 296 amino acids. Gene Ontology annotation, biological process: positive regulation of TOR signaling; COPII-coated vesicle budding; protein import into nucleus. The record is from RefSeq and is a predicted model, not a curated record. The transcript has 5 exons. Gene Ontology annotation, cellular component: COPII vesicle coat; nuclear pore outer ring. Lineage: Eukaryota; Fungi; Ascomycota; Dothideomycetes; Pleosporales; Pleosporaceae.